This is a messenger RNA of Eruca vesicaria subsp. sativa (arugula), 1048 nucleotides long. NCBI's taxonomy places the organism in Eukaryota, Viridiplantae, Streptophyta, Magnoliopsida, Brassicales, Brassicaceae. The record is from the annotation of a GenBank genome assembly.
CCUUUUCAAAGAGGAAAAGGAAGAAAAUAUAACAAUCUUCUCAAACCCAAAACGUUUUGUUUAUAUAUACAAGAAAACUCAAAUACGUUUCAAGAAACUAAAAACGGUACGUUAACCGAAUAAUCGCGAGUUCCCCCUCAAAGUAGAAAGAUGAACGCUGUGAGGUCGGCUUUAGGUGAUAUGGUGAUAACCUUUUUUUGGGUUAUUCUCUCGGCGACGUUUAGAAUACAGACGGCGGCGAUAAUUUCUGCAGCCGGGUUUCAUGGCAUCACUUGGGUGCCUCCGGUGAUUACCACGGUGGUUGUUUUCUUCUCUAUCUCGGUUUUCUCGGUUAUUGGAAACUUUCUUGGUGGCGCUAGCUUCAACCCUUGUGGAAACGCUGCGUUUUAUACCGCCGGCGUUUCUAGAGAUUCUCUCUUCUCCUUGGCUAUUAGAUCUCCGGCUCAGGCACUUGGUGCAGCUGGGGGUGCGAUAACGAUAAUGGAGAUGAUACCAGAAAACUAUAAAACUAGGGUUGGAGGGCGCCCUUCAUUCAGAGUUGAUGCACACAGUGGAGCUAUUUCAGAAGUGAUUCUAAGUUUUUGUGUUACGUUUCUGGUAUUGCUAAUUAUCCUAAGAGGCCCUCGGAAACUGCUCGCUAAAACAUUCUUGCUCGCUAUGGCUACCGUCUCAGUGUUCAUGGCAGGAUCUAAAUUCACUAGACCAUUCAUGAAUCCUGCCAUUGCAUUUGGGUGGGCAUAUAUAAACAAGUCACACAACACAUGGAACCAUUUCUAUGUGUAUUGGGUCAGCUCCCUCACCGGAGCUAUAUUGUCUGGGAUGCUCUUUCGGAGUCUAUUUCCGCAGCCACUUCCGGUCCAGAUAAAACAGAAGAAAGCUUGAUUAAAUAAGAAAAAACAUAAGUCAAGUUUUCAUGAAUUAUUAUCUCUUUGUUGUAGUCGUACAUAUCUCUUUAUCGCCAUUUGUACUUUGUAGAAUCAUGUCCUCUAUUUUGUUCUGAAUGAAUGGACUCAUGUCUAAAAUUGAAUGAAAAACAGGUAUUUUUUAG